Molecule: messenger RNA, 1683 nt
Organism: Ascoidea rubescens DSM 1968
Lineage: Eukaryota; Fungi; Ascomycota; Saccharomycetes; Ascoideales; Ascoideaceae
Gene: RMD8
Product: Rmd8p
Exons: 3
Source: RefSeq, a predicted model, not a curated record
CUCGCAUCCCACAAUCAUCUUGCAAUGAAUAACAAUCACCAAAACAGAAAUCCCUUUAAUCAUCCUCCAAAUAAUAGCAAAUACAAAAACAUUUCAAUUUCAAAAAUAUUGCAAAACUCAAGCGACAUUCCUUCCUCUCUAAAAAGAAUUCCCAAUAAACUAUACAAUAACCACUUGAAUAACUUCAAUAACAAUUUCAAUAACAAUUUCGAUAACAAUCCCAAUAAUAAUCCCAAUAGAUUAAUCGGCUCUUUACCAAUAAGAACCUCAAAGACUUCUCAGAAAUUAGUGCUUAUUCCUGAUGUCAAACACACAAAUUUAAACUUGAAUCCCAGUUUUAAUCACCAAAUUCCUCCUUCAAAUGUCUCAAGCAAAAAAAUCCCUAAAAAGACUAAAGCUGAAAAGAUGCCAAAGGAAAUUAGAUCCCAAAAUUUCCCAAGAUUAACUGCAUAUUACAUCUCAGAAGAAAUCGACUUAAACUUAUCAAUAUCCUUUCUCAAGACUUAUCACAAAGUAUCCCCAAGACUAUAUGAUGAAGUAUUAUAUGUCCCUUAUUGUUUGCCUUUAUUGCCUGGCAUCGACAAUUAUCGAAUAAGAUCAAAUAUUUCAAUGAAAGUUCUAUUAAACAAUAAAUCUCUAAUAGAAAACCUAAUUGAUAGAUCCGAAAAAAGAGAUCAUCAUUACGAAUAUUAUUCCGGCGAUAACAAUAUUGAUACUAAAAAAACCAAUGUUGAUGAUGACGAUUUUGACCCCUCUGAACCUCAAUCUUUUUUAGAUUCAAAAUACUUUACAUCUGAUAGUGAUGGAGAUGAGUAUAAUGACAGUGAUGAUGAUGAUGACGAUGAAGAAGAUGACGAUGAUGAAGGAAAUGACAACGAAAAUGACAGUGAUAAUUCAAAUUUAAUUUAUUAUAAAAAUAAAACUCUCGAUCUCAGUUUAUUACCAAAGGAAAAUCAUGCUGAAGUCUUUAUCUUUAAUUAUGGAGUCGUUGUAUUUUGGAAUUUUACACAAAAUCAAGAAAAAGAAAUCUUAGCAGAUCUAGUCUUUGCCAAAAUGGGUUUCAAUAAUGAUUUAAGUUUAUUAAUUAAUUCAAUUGAUGGAAAUGAAUAUGAAACUGAAAACUUUCAUUUUGAAUAUAAGAAAAAUUGCAAAAUCCCAAGAAUCUAUAACGAUAUGAUUACUCUAAGUUCAAAUGACCAUUUCAUCAAAUUAACAUUAUCUCAUGCAAUAGCCCAAUCAACCAAAUUAUGUUCAUUUGAAAAUAAAUUAAAUAAUAUACUAUAUUACCUACACAGAUUACCAAAAAGAUUAUCAUUAACAGGGAAAUUAGGUUUAAACAGAAAACAACUAUCGAAGAAAAGUGGUAAAUUUUUUAAAUUAAGAGUUGAGGUUAAUUUAUCAUCUAGUAUUUUAGAUACUCCUGAAUUUUUUUGGUCAUUCGAACCAAGUUUACAUCCAUUAUAUCAAGCUGGAAGGGAGUAUCUCGAAAUCGAUGAAAGAGUUGAAGUCAUUAAUAAUAAAUGUAAAUUAUUUCUUGAAUUUGCAGAUGUUAUCGCUGAUAGCAUAGCAGAGAGAAAUAUGUCAAAGAUCACUUGGAUCAUUAUUAUAAUUAUUUUCAUAAGUUUAUUUGUGUCAUGCCUUGAAAUUCUUGUUCGUUAUUAUAUUAUACUAAAGGACAAAUAA